Blepharisma stoltei is the source of this 2167-nucleotide messenger RNA. NCBI's taxonomy places the organism in Eukaryota, Ciliophora, Heterotrichea, Heterotrichida, Blepharismidae. The record is from the annotation of a GenBank genome assembly.
AUGGCGUCAAAUUAUCUUCAAGUUCAACUUGAUUCACUUAAUGCUUCAAAAAUAAUUCUUGAUUCAAUCUCAAUACAAAAACAAAUUAAUUUAAAUGAUUAGAACGAAUACUAACUUAAGCAGGGAGUAUUACCAGAGCCUCUUUUUAACUCCUAAUUGAUGAAGUCAGUAGCCAUCUUGACAUAUAAGCAUUCAAAAAGUCAAAGCCAAGAACUAGGUAUACUUCACUGAUCUGGUUGAUUACUUCUAAAUAGGCUCCAGUGUUUGCUCAGCUAAGAAUCACCUUCCUGGGCCUGCCAAGCGGUAAAAAACUCAACUUAUAAGUACCUCAGAACAGAUCUCAGAGCUUUUAGAAUCGAUACACCUAGUUACCUGAAUAUUAGAAAAAAUAUCCACUGGAAAAACUGAAUCCGAUAAUAAUAAAAUGCCAGAAAAGUUGCUUGUGAUAACUUAUUCCAACAAUUCAUUUUUUAUUAUAUUUCAAUCUCAAUACAAGUUUCUGACUCCUUCAUCUCCGUUUUUACAUCAGUCCAAGCCAAGCUCCUCUUCAAACCAUCCAAAAUUCCAAAAAAACUCAAAACUUAUUCAGAUUCAAGCCAAAUCCCACCCUCUAAAAAUAAUGAAAAACCCAAAAUCAGCGACUCAUUUACAGAUGAAAUUGAAAAAGCUAAAGCAGCCAAGCAGCUUACAAAAAAGCUAGAAAAAGAAAUGCAAGAAAGGGAAAAACGAAAAUAUGAAAGAGAACAAGAGAUGCUACUCAAAGAAGAGCAAGAAAGAUACGAGCUCGAAAAACUAAAAGAAUUAGCAUUAAAACAGCAAGAAGACUUAAAAAACCAACGUUUAAAAGAGUUAAAAGAAAAAUCUGAAGCAAGAAAACGCGAAAUUGCUGCAAUGAAAGAAAUUGGAGAAACCGAAUAUAAAAAAGUUAUAUCUGAGAAGCCUUUAUACAAAAAAAUCCAAGAGAACUACCAACAAGAAAUUCUAAUGCCAGAAUUGGAAAAGAAAAAAGCAGAAUUAGCAAAGAAAAGAAAUUUAUUCAAACCUUUAGACCGUUAUGAUAUAUUGGAGCACUCAAAAAAUCAUGAUGAGCUUAUGCGGGAAUCUGAAGAACGCAGAAAGCAAAACAUAAGAAAUCGGUCUUUAGAGUAUAAAAUGAAUGCAGCGUCAUUAAGCUUAAAAACAAGAUUCACAGAUGUAAUACUAGAAGAAGAAAAAAAGAAAAAGGAAGAGCUUGAAAAGCAAGAGAUUAUAAAGAAAAGUUUAUAUGAAAAAAAGCAGCAGUAUGCAGAAAUUGUAAAAGAAAUGUUCCAGCCUACAGUUGAUCCUUAUAAGCAGCAUGAAAUGCAGCUGAUUGUAGAAAAGCUGAAACAUAAUAUUCCUAUGAAAUCUAUAUCACACACUAAAUCAUCUAGAAGUGUAUCUGAAAGAAGAUCAGACAGCUCACGAGAAAAGGACACUAAGUCUGUUUUAAACAGAAAAUGAAAAGAAAAUCCUAUGAUUCCUAACUCCCCCCCCCUCCGUGAGUGAACAAAAAAAUUUUGUUCACUCACGGAGGGGUUAAUUUUUUUUUUUUAAAAAAUUUAUAUAUAAAUUUUAUAAAACAUUUUUUUUCGAAAUUUAAAAAAAUCCUAAUUCGCAAAAAUUGGAAAGCAAAUAUUAAUUUAAUUUAUAAAAUUUAUGUUUUAAAAAGCAAUUCGUUUAAAAUUAAACAGAAUUAGCUCUCUAGAUUUCAUUAUACUAAUUAUCAUUUAUAUAUCAAAUUUUUUUUUCCAUAAAAAAUUUUUGUUCACUCACGGAGGGUGGGUUUUUGGGCAAAAAAUAGCGAUUUUUCUAAUGGUUUUGUUCACUCACGGAGGGGGGGAGUAAGCCAAAACCCAAAAGAGAACCAGUUUUAAUCGACUAUUUAGGGGAAAGAAGAAACCAAAGAAAGCAAGAACAAGUCUCAGAAAUUCAAAGGAUUGACUGAGAAGAAGACCUGUAUGAUGAAAAUUUAACUGAAAACGAAAAAGCUGAAAAACUCAAAGCAAAAGCAGCAAUGAUGGAAAAAAUUGCCAAAAAGCACGAAAUUAAUUUAAAUGGACUAAGUGAGUUAGAUAUGGCUGGCCAAGUUAACGAAAUGUAUAUCAACUCAAUCAAAGCCAAAUUGGCUGUUCUGGAACAAGUAUAA